Oncorhynchus kisutch (coho salmon) is the source of this 2210-nucleotide messenger RNA. RefSeq names its product chromobox protein homolog 8-like. The record is from RefSeq and is a predicted model, not a curated record. Gene Ontology annotation, molecular function: chromatin binding. NCBI's taxonomy places the organism in Eukaryota, Metazoa, Chordata, Actinopteri, Salmoniformes, Salmonidae. Bases 107 to 1327 code for a protein of 406 amino acids. The transcript has 6 exons. Gene Ontology annotation, biological process: negative regulation of transcription by RNA polymerase II. Gene Ontology annotation, cellular component: chromatin; PRC1 complex.
AUUUGAGCAGAUCGUAAUGAAAGUAAGCAAAUUAUUUAAAGCACUUCAAGUCAGCGAACUCAUUUUCCAAGGCUGAAUUAUUAGAGACUGCAACUCACGAGAUUUGAUGGAGUAUUAUGGGAUGUCUGGAAUUCACUCCGCGAGACAGGGGAGAAAAAUAUCUAGCGUUCACCACCAAGCUUUAGCUAACGGUAGCUGGAUUGAAGUAAACAUGGAGCUGUCUGCAGUUGGGGAACGGGUUUUCGCAGCCGAAUCUAUCAUCAAACGGCGAAUAAGGAGAGGUCGAAUGGAAUACCUUGUGAAAUGGAAGGGCUGGUCACCGAAAUUUAGCACUUGGGAACCGGAGGAAAAUAUAUUGGACUCCCGCCUCUUCGUCGCAUUCGAAGAGAGGGAGCGCGAAAGGGAACUAUUUGGGCCCAAAAAGAGAGGCCCGAAACCGAAGACAUUCCUGCUAAAGGCACAAGCUAAAGCUAAAGCCAAAUCAUACGAGUUCAGGAGCGAUGCGGUCCGGGGGAUACGCGUCACCUACCCAACCCCAGAGCCUGUCAUCACCCCCAGAGCCCGAGAGGGGCUGAGGGCCGUGGUCCCCACCAUCUUCCCACCCAGCACCGUCAACAGGGGCGAGAGUGUGCGGGUCAGGCCCCCAGAACCGAUCCGAGAGCACCGUCAACCAGUCCUCCAGAGGCCCCGAGGCCCCGAUGGCUUUGUGAUUGUCCCCAAGAAGAGAGGGCCCAAACCCAAGCUGCGAUUUAAGGACAAUCCCUUCAACGCUCCUCCCGCCGCCCUGUCGCCCCCCAAGAGGAGGGCAGAGGAGCAGGCGACAUACGGCCCACUCAAAUUGGCCAAGUUGGGCCUGUCCGGUGGUGAAGAGAGGGGGUCUGAGAUGAGGGGGAUUAAACUAGCCCACAGGCACCAGGAGGAGCUGGGUGGUUAUCCCCACAAGCAAAUUAGGCCCGUGGCUAGUGGGAGCACACAGCAGCACUGCGGCCCAGACAGGGGCAUGUUGCACUCACACAGAAUAGGCUCAGACUCCCAGGCCUGCAGGACUAAAGAGUGCCCCUCAAACUACUUAUCCCCUCCCCAACUAAAGCACCUAUCCAAAAAGAAUGUGCAUCAACCCAGCGAAGAGCUGCCACAGAGGGGGAAGCCUUCACUCAUCGCCAAAAUCCCUGUGUCGCGGAUCCUGGGCCAAACGGAUGAGGUGACUUGGAAGCCUUGCUUGAACAACGUGGAGAAGGUUCUGGUGACUGAUGUGACCACAAACUUUUUGACAGUGACUAUCAGGGAGAGUAGCACAGAUCAAGGAUUUUUCAAAGAUAAAAGAUGAUUUCCUCUGAUUUUAAUUCUCUUCAGCUCUGUCAAUCUUGUACCAAAUUAUUUCGAAAAGUCCGUACUUUAUAGUGUCAUUUAUCAUUCAGAUUUUUUAUGUAAUGUAUAAAAGCAAAUGACAGGAUUGUAUGUGCAUAUGUAUAUAUAUAUAUAUAUAUAUAUAUAUAUAUAUAUAUAUAUACUAUAGUUGCAAGUCUAGUAAAUGUAAUGACCAAAAUGAAAGGAAGUCCAUUUGAAGCUAAUCACCACCCGUAGGCUAUUUGAAAGAGUUGCAUGCCUUGUGUACAGCGUUUACCUGUUUACAAAUGGCUUUUAGUUUUCAACAAUCCGCUUUUAAACAAACAAUAUACUUUGUCAGACAGGCAAUAAUUAUGUCAAGCUAGUACCUUUUAAAUGUUAAGAGGUAUAAUGGGGGUGCAUUUGUCAUUUGAUUUCACAUGUCGGUGAGAAAAACAAAUAUGGAGAAAUCCUAAACCAAUUAUAGUGUGAACUAUAUGUUCCAGGUCAUGCCGUUUCAGUUUGAGGUGUAGCUUACCCUAUUCAUUGCAAAAGUUUAUCAAGCACUUUUUUGGAAGGUUUAAUAAAAAAGUGAAUCAAAUCGAUGUCUUGUUGACCUACAUGUCCUCUAUAAGAGUUUAUAUAGCCUUUACAAUGCUAUAGGCCAGCAGAUGUCGGUCUUGUUUCCAGAUUUUAUAAACUGUUAAUAAAAAUGAGAAAGCUGCUUGAUGUUUAUGACGCUGUCUUUGUCGAAGAACAUAAGGUCUUUCUGUUGACAUCUGUGUUGGAUGUAUAAAUCAGAUGCUUUCAAUGUAACAGGAUGAUCACAACCUGAUGUCACAGUUUGCUUUUGAGAUGCUUUCCAGUAAACUUGUUGCAAUUGU